Molecule: messenger RNA, 570 nt
Organism: Pocillopora meandrina
Lineage: Eukaryota; Metazoa; Cnidaria; Anthozoa; Scleractinia; Pocilloporidae
Source: the annotation of a GenBank genome assembly
AAAAAAAAGCACAAAAAACAUAAAAAGAAAGAAAAUAUGCCGCCGCCAUCAACUCUUUCGCAAUUACAGACGACUCCUGCCUUUGCACCCAACGAAUUGUUGAAAGAAAUGGGGUUUGACAUUUCUUCAACAACUUUCACUUCUUCUUAUUCAACUGUGUCACCUACAACGGUCACCAUCAUGGAUGAGAAGAAGUAUGAUCUUAACAUUUGUCUCUUUCAUCUCUGCAAUUUGGAAUUGUUUCAAGCCAUGUCCAAUAUGGAAUGGUACAUGAAAUUCCCUUUCUCUAGGGAGUGUGGAGUGUUCACGCACAGAAACGAGCAAAACAGUUAUAUGGGUGUACUCAACAGAAAAGUGUACGACACCUACAGGAAACUCAAAGGAACUGUAAUGUGUGAAUGUAAUAAUCAGGCUUCCCUCAAAGUAAGCAAUUCACCUCAAAACCCAGGAAGACCUUUUUUUGCUUGCCGCAAUAAGGGUGGAUGUCGAUUCUUUCAAUGGGCAGAUGUAGGAUUUACCAAGAAAAAUGAACAACUGCAAAAACUAUUCAAAGAAUAUGGCAGGUUUUAA